GCUCAGGAUGACGUAGUAAGCAAAGGCAUGGUAAGGGUAAGGGUAAGGGAGGCGGCUCAGCUCCUGCCACUGCGCACGCUCAUAAUCAACUGCUGGCAGACCUGCGGCUUCAGCUCCUGCUACUGCGCAUGGCUGAGCUGAGCUGAGCAUGUUCAGUAGGAAUUGGGAGGGCCUCUUCUCUUCUUCCACCUCAGUGAGAGUCGCCUUUUGCUGAGUAGCCCCUGAGGUAGGCCGGAGGGCGAGGGGAAGAAUAAAGACCACACACACAAAAAAAUGUCAAGGAGAAAGGGGAAGACGCUUUUUUGGCAGCGUGGGGUCCUGCCCGUUUAACAGCUGCCUUACAGGCAGAAGUUCAACAGGUGAAACUUGGAUGCAAACGAUAAAAACAGACCUGUUGGGCUUCAGCCCGUCACAGAGCUGCUAAAACACUUGCUUGCUAGGCAGUUGUAUCUUUUGAUUUGUGUUUCCCCACCCCUCAAAAUACUUGCAGUCUGCCAUAUUUGGGUCGGUGGGGUGGGGUGGGUUUUCCAAGCUGGAAGGUGCAAUGAUACAGCUGCGCAAAGUCUCACCUGUUGAAUGCCUGGCUGCCAUGUGACGGUUUAAAGGGUAGAAGCGUAGCCUCGGGUGGCCCCAGUGAGGGUAACUUUAAUUCUGAAUGCUGCAGAAUGUGUUUUUAUCAUCUCUUUUUUGUUGUUCUUUCAACUCAGCGUCUGGGAAGAGUAGGAUCGCUGUUCCCCGGGAAACGUCUGUUUGCUUGUGGGGAUGUUUGCUGGAGACCUUAUGGCCUGGUUUGCAUGACAUGGUAAGCCAAACGGGGCUUCUGAGGACUAUGCAAAUGUGUGGGUUCCCAGAGAGGAGCGCUUAGCUGCUUGGCUUCUCCCUGGCAUUAUUCCCCCCACCCCACCCCGAUGCUGAGCUUGUCAUCUGAACCAAGACCUGUGAGUCUAGGUUUGGUUGAAGUGCCAAACACUGUCUUAGCUUGGUGCAGCACAAGAGUCAAAAGACGAGGGAAGGAGGGAGCAGAGUGCCUGGGAACGCCUCUCCAGGAGGCAGCACAUUAGCUUGGUCCCAGUAAGCUAUAGCCUGGCUAAUGGUGUUGUGUGAACCAGGCCGCUCCCAACUCUUGAUUUUUAUAACUUCCGCCUGUGUUUUAAUGGCAGGAGGGCCCCUUGGCAAUGCAGGUGCCCACUGCCGGGGUCGCGGGCCUCCGAGAGCGGGUGCGAGAGGCCCUCAAGGCAGACCUCUUGGCUGCAGACCUGAGGUGCAGCUUCUUCGUCUCUGCCCUGCAGAGCUACAAGCGGGAUUCUGUCCUUCGGCCCUUCCCAGGACUCUAUACCACGGACGAGACCAAGGAUUUUGAGGCUUUGGUGAGUAGGUGGUGGGCUCUACUUCACUGGAAGUUUUUAAACAGAGAUUGAAUGGCCAUCUACCAGGGAUGAUGAUGAUGAUUGCUGCAAUUCCUGCAUUGCCAGGGGUUGGACUACAUGACCCUUUAUAUGCCUACAAUUCUAUUAUUCUAUCAGUAAUUAUUAUUAUUCACACAGCGCAUAGUUCAACUAGGGAACUCAUGAGAGGGUCUUGUCCCUGACUUUGCCUCUGAAAUGCUGCUCAAGGUCAGGAACAAGCUGUUCUCAUCCCCAACUUACAGAGGUGGGAGCAGGAAUUUCAAAAACAAGCUUCUUCCCUACCCGAGCUUGGAAUUGAUGUAGGGGAUGGGAGGUUGUUUUGCCUGGUUUUCUGCUUGUAAGGGGCUUUGAGAUUCCUGCAUCUAGUUGGACUGGAUGACCCAGGGGGUCCCUGCCAACUCUACAAUUCUAUGAUUCUAUUGAGCACCUGGUAAAUUCCCACCCAAAGUAAUCCCAACAUCCCUCAUGGGUAAGGGCAGUGGUUCUCAAAGGGUGUAGCAAGCCACACUGGAGUGGCAGGAGAGAAUGGCAAGUGUUGUGGGACAAUCAAAUAAACAUUUAAACAUUUCAUUGUAGUACAGUGGUACCUCGGGUUACAAAUGCUUCAGGUUACAGACUCCGCUAACCCAGAAAUAGUUCCUCAGGUUAAGAACUUUGCUUCAGGAUGAGAACAGAAAUCGUGCUCUGGCGGCACGGCGGCAGCGGGAGGCCCCAUUAGCUAAAGUGGUACCUCAGUUUUAAGAACACUUUCAGGUUAAGAACGGACCUCCAGAACGAAUUAAGUUCUUAACCCGAGGUACCACUGUAUAGUAUAGUAUAGUAUAGUAUAGUAUAGUAUAGUAUAAAUUUUAUUAUUAUUAUUACAGUGGUUCCUCUGGUUACGAACUUAAUUCGUUCCGGAGGUCUGUUCUUAACCUGAAACCAUUCUUAACCUGAGGCGUGCUUUCGCUAAUGGGGCCUCCCGCUGCCGCGCGAUUUCCAUUCUCAUCCUGGUGCAAAGUUCAUAACCCAAGGUACUAGUUCCGGGUUAGCAGAGUUUGUAACCCGAAGUGUUUGUAACCCGAGUUACCACUGUAUUGGAUAUACAACCAGAAACAGUACCCCUUUCUGCAAAUAUCUUCCCAUUCUAAGCAGACAAGGGUACCCAGGAGUCAUUAGAGGAGUGAUGUUUCGUAAUGAAAGAUAGUUGAGCUCUGUUGUGUUCUAAAAGAAUUCCACCCUUGCCAUUUGUGGGGUUGUUCACAGUGCCACCAUGCUUGUGGAAAUAAAUGCCACCAGUUAUGAGGAUCUGUUAGAUGAAAUGGUUCAAGUUUGAUGGAUUGAGGAGAGAACAGGAAGCCGUGUGUGCGUGUCUCUGUCCAUGUGGAGUUUGUGUUCCAAGGGGGCGAAUAAGAAGGCCUAUAGGGUUUGUCCACAGGGCUUUGGUUGCCAGCUAAUGCCCUGAAGACGUGUGUUGGAGAAGUUGCCUUUCUUUCACCGCUAGGGGGGGUCUCUGACUGUGUGAGAUGCUCAAGGAAAGCCAGCAACCCAUGUUUCUCUCUCUCUCAGCUUGCAGAUACAAAUGCCUUGGUGGGCUUGAAAGAGCUGCUUGAGUUGGCCCAAGACACAGGCACAAGAGGCUGGGAGUUGCUGGGCUGGGUUUUGUCUUCCAAGGCCCUGUGCAUCCACAGCACAAGCAAAAAGGAGGUGAGAGGCGAUGCUGGCGACAACCCAGUUAUCGAACGUGUGCAAAUGGAUCCAAGUAAUAUUGGAGGUGUCAGGUGUGUCAGCAACCUGCAUCUGGGCACAAGGCUGCAGGGGAGAGUAAGCAUGUUAAAGCAGAAUCUAGACAAAUGGGAUGACAUAUUUUGUUUUAUGGUAUUUUUUAGAAAAUAAUAAUUUAAAAUUAUUUUUUGGACAAAAGAGAGGACCUGUGAGGUGGUUAACAGAUGACAAAAAUGCAAUGCAGGAGCGAGUCAAACCUAUCUAUAUAUAGAUAUCUAUCUAUCUAUAUAUAUAUGUACACAUAUAUAUGUGCACAUAUAUAUGUACAUAUAUAUAUGUGCAUAUAUAUGCAUACACGCACACAUAAUGUUUUUCUUAAAUGUUUCAAACCUUUUCACAUUAACCUUCAAAUCAACUAAUUCCAUUGCUUAGUAAGUCAACUCCUUGCCCCCUCACCUCAACAGUGUCUUUGCUCAAACCUUUUCAACUACAAUAUAUCCUCAUCGAUUACAAAAAGUUAACUGAGCAUCAGUGAGCCAAAAGCCCAGCAGAGGAGACACUGAAAUCUCAGAGGUUACUGAAUGCCUUUUAAAAAUGCACAGCCUCCUGCUGGCUUCAGCAUGGGCCAGGGAAGAGCUGGGGCAGCCCACUGCUUGCAGUAUUACUGGGGUGUCUUGUUAAGCGGAGUCCCAAGACUUGGGGGAAGAGUCUUAACUCAGUGGUGGCAUGCCUGCUUUGCAGGUUCAAUCCCUAUCUUCUCCAGGAAAGACCCGUGCCUGGAAUCCUGGGCAGCUGCUGCUAGUCUAUGCAGACAGUGCUGACCUAGAUGGGCCAGGGGAAGACAGCUUCCUAUGUUUCUUAAAGAUACUAUUUUGCUUCCCAUGGGGAUGAUUUCUGCCUUUAAAUCAGCUUUUGCCAACCUGGGGUCUGCCAGGUGUUUCAGACCACAACUUGCAUUAGCCCGGGGGCUGGUGAGAGUUGUAGUCCAAAAUAUCUAGAGGGCGCUGGAUUCUCAAAGCAACCCAGUAACUUCAAUAUAUUUUAUUGGCACUGAAGUAUAAGAAGAUCCAGGAACUGACAGGAGUGCCCUGCGUCCCUGUCCCUGCACCAGACUUCCUGUUUGAAAUCACUUAUUCCAGUCAAAUGAACGCCAAAUUUGAAGAGACCAAGGCGGGACGAGACCUCAUCUAUGCAUUCCAUGGGAGCCGGCUGGAGAACUUCCACUCCAUCGUGCACAAUGGGUUACAGUGCCAUUUAAACCGGGUAAGGUUUGAGUCUGGAUUGUAUUUCAGAAUUGAAUAUAUUUCACAUCUAGCAACCAGUGCUGGUUUCAGAUAGCACAUGGGUAGGCGAGGACUUCCGAGGCCCGUUUGAAAACCUCAGCAUUCACUUCCAGGUUGUCGGCAUUCGGGUUCUGUAUUGUUCGGCUUCUGAAGCAUUCAACAACCAAGGUUCCACUGUAAUGUAUUUAGUGUUAGCUCUGGAAGUGUAUACUUGAUUCUGGCCAUACUAAGCCUCCUGAUGUAUAUUUUGCUCUAGGCUGCUUAGCUUGGUCCGAAAGCCGCCGCCAGUCAGUUCAGACUGAACUAGGUCUAAAUCAGCUUCCUAAAACGCUUCUAGGAAUGAGACAGAUUUGCUGUGAUUGGAUAUGUUUGAAAUGGCUGGCUGCCAGCUUGCAGCCCAGUUCAUGUGCAACCCCGUCCUGCUUUUUCUAGACCUCCUUAUUUGGGGAAGGCACCUACCUCACCAGUGACCUGAGCCUCGCUCUCCUCUAUAGCCCCCAUGGCCUCGGCUGGCAGCAGAGCCUGAUGGGACCGAUCCUCAGCUGUGUUGCCGUGUGUGAGAUCAUCGAUCACCCAGAUGUAAAAUGCCAGGUGAAAAAGAAAGGUGAGUCUAGAAAAGACUUGACUCGACGCAGCUGCUUAGGCCCACAGCUCCCAUCAUCCCCCAGCCAGCAGAGCCGUGCUCUCAUCAACCCCAUCCUCGGUUCAGCUGUAUUGGCAGGUGCUGAUGGGAGUUGUAGGCUACAACAUCUGGUACUGGAUGGAUAGCUCAAUUGGUUAAGAGUGUGGGGCUGAUAACACCAAGACUGCAGGUUCGAUCCCCAUAUGGGACAGACAGCUGCAUAUUCCUGCAAUGCAGGGGGUUGGACUAGACCAGCCUUUCUCAACCUGUGGGUCCCCAGUUGUUGUUGAACUACAAGUCCCAUCACCCCUAGCUAGCAAGGCCAGAGCUCAGGGAUGAUGGGAGUUGUAGUUCAACAACAUCUGGGGACCCACAGGUUUAGAACUGCUGAGCUAGACAAUCCUCAGGGUCCCUUCCAACUCUACAGUCUGGAGGGCACCCAGUUGGGGAAGACAGGGCUGAAGCAGCCUCACGUGUGAUCAGAUCAUUGGUCCAUCUAGCUUGGCUGGGCAACAUUUUGUCUCUCGAGAGCCUUGCAGGAACACCUGCUGGAGGUGGGAGGAGCCAGAGUCAAAAGCCAGCAGUGGGAGGGGCCAGAGUCAAAAGGAAGCAGGCCACCGCCCCCUUUUUCUCUAGCUUUUUCUGACAUGCCCUUCUCUCCUUCCCUGUCCAGUAGGCAAGAGGAUCAGAUAAGCUCUGAACUGCUGGCUUUUGAAAUUGCACGGAAGGCCAUGUGACGUUAGAGUGAGGUCCACCCUGAUCUAGCCCUUUAUAGCCUCCUGUGAGGUAGUGACUCUCCAAGAGAGAGAAAAUGGUCACUCCAAAAUCUGUUUCUUGAGCCCUUUGCAUGCAAAUGGUCUAGGUUCAAUUCCUGACAGCAUCUCCAGGUAGGGCUGUGAGAGAUGCCCUGCUUCAAACCCCUGGAGAGCUGCUGCCAGUCAGAGUAGACAGUAGUGAGCUAGAUGGGCCAGUGGUUCAACUCGGUAUCAGGGAUCUUCCUGUGUUCCUUUGAGAUGCCUGCACUUUACUCAGAAAACAGACACAGCAAUUCAUGGGGCACGUGGCAAGACCUGUGCUGGUGUCAGGAACUGAUCCUUUUACCCCGAGACCUCCAGUGCGCUUGUGUCUUUCACCUCCUUGUCUAAGAGGCCCUCUUCUGCUCAUUUUGACCAGAUUCUAAAGAAAUAGACAAGAAAAGAGCCAGAGUGAGGAACAGCGAAGGGGGUGAUGUUCCCCAGAAAUACUUUGUCGUCACGAACAAUCAGCUGAUACGGGUGAAGUACUUGCUCGUCUAUUCGCAGAAGCAGCACCGGAGGUAAGUGCCCUUCUGCCACCCUCCUCGCCCCCAAAUACCCUGAAAGCAAGUGCUUUGUAAGUUCAUCUGAAACCUUGUGCUUCAAAAAUGCAGGAAAACCUCUAACAUGACGGACAGGACUGUAAGGGAUGAGUGUGCAAAACAAGUUGUUUUGCAGUGUUGGCAUCGCUCAGAAGACUUCUGCACAAACGCAAAAAAAAAAAAACACAGUUCGCUGCUGUGGUUGCAGAAGUUCAAUUUAUCUUUUUGUUAACUUUUGCAAAAAUGCAUAUGCAGAAUCCUGAACACACACACAUUGUACACAUAGUAGUCUUUUGACACAUAUAUAUUUUGCCAGUGGUCUUCAGCACGGGCAACCAAAAUGAGAAAAGUAUUCAAAAGACAAUAAAACAGCUUUCAAAAUCAGCCAUAUGAAAAUACAUUAAAAAUGCACACAUUGAAAACACACAGUAUGUGCCCAAUGGACCAGUGUGUCUGGCUGUUAACCAGAAGGUUGGCGGUUCAAGCCCAUCCAGGGACAGCUGUGAGCAGAAUUCCUGCAUUGCAGGGGGUUGGACUGGAUGAUCCUCAGGGUCGCUUCCAACUCUACAAUUCUAUGUUUUAAAAGAGCCAUUGCGGCCAUAUCUAAACCAGCAGCAAAGCUUUGGCCUGGGCAUAUAAUCACAUUGCGGGGGGUAGGGGCUUUGAAAAGUUGCGCCUCCUUGUGGCUGGAUGUAGUUAUCGCUGUCUCUUUUUUCUCUCUAGGCCUGCUAGCCAGUCGUGGGUCUCUAAGCAUCGCUUCGCUAUCAUGAUGAGCCUGUAUCUGCUGCUGCUGGUUGCCAUCGGGGCUAGCAACUCCCCAGCUUUCCUCUACUAUUGGAACAGGAUUUUUGACUUAAAACAAUGAACUUGUGGGGAUGGGACAGGGCUGCCGACCCUCACCAUAUGCCUUAAUAUUGAGCAAUCUAAAGCCUUCAUGAAACUUUCCACUCUGAAGCUGGGGGGGCCCUCUGGGGGCUGGGGUAGGAUGUUUCAGCUGCCUUAACUUUCCUGGCACAGCUAUUUCAUAUCUCUCUGGUUUUGCCUUGCUUCUCUGAACACGAGUCAGGUAGGUGGACCCUCCUUAGCUUAAAGAUGGAGCAGGACGAUGCAGGUGACAGGAAGUGCAGAAAUCCUGCAGAACAGGGACUGGCAAGACUUAAGGGUGGGGGUGGGGUCCCAUGUCUGCAAUCACUAGCAAGAGCUUCAGUGCCCAGUGCAAGUAAGUGUGAUGUUCUUCAUCUCAAAUCUCCCCCUUGCACUCUUUUCUGAUUUGGGCAUUGGAAAUAAAUUUCCUGAAUUCUCUGUCUCCUCCCCCCCCCCCAUAAUACCAUAUGAAUGACAGAAGAGCUGGGUCAGAGUCAGACCAGAUGCCCUUUUGCCCAGCAGCCCUUCUUACAGUGGCCACCUGUAUGCCGCAAUGAAAAGUUUAGAAGCAGGACCAUGUGCACUUUCCUGCCUGACUUGUGAUUGCCAGAAAUUGAUGCUCAGAGGCAAUCCCUAGCUAGACGGACUCAUAGUCUGACACACCUAAGGCACCUUCCUGUGUCCUGAUUUGGCCCAAGACAACAUAAGAGCCUUGUCAGAGGAGGCCCAACUAGCCCAGCUGCCUGUUCUUGCAGUGUUCACCCAGAUACCCCUGAGAAGCAUGCAAGUAGGAAUGAGCGCAACUCUGGGUGUGAGAAAGAAGACAAGAGACCCUGUGUCCCUUGAAACAUGAUUUCCACUCCAGCAUUCGCCUGCCAAAUGCCCAAGUCAGAAACACGUUCCCAGUCUGAGAGCAAAGGCAUGCCGUCUGCAUCCUGUUGCUUCUCCUCAGCUGCUGGGCUGCCCCUUCCUUUGUGCUUCUCCCUGUUCCUCUUUCUCUUGCUUCUCUCUGUGACCAGCCUGCCGCCGCCCUCCUUUCAGCUGGUUGGGGCUUAUCUUGCGGGAACACCUUCCUCAAAGGGGGAGAACCAUCUCUCUCCAGACAGUCCCCUUUUCCCCAAAGCAAGGCAACAGUGUGGAGCAGCGUCUGCCCUCACACAGGUGGCUCUCGGAGCAACAAUCUGAUCACUUGGCUCAGGGGGACGGGACCCUGGGGCCCUCCAGAUGUUAUGGGGUUCCAGCUCCUAUCACCCCUGACCAUUCGCCCUGCUGGGGAGCUGCUGAGAGUCUUAAGAGCCCAUGCAGGAACUCAGGGUUUCCACCUGUGAUCUGACUGUAGGAAAAACCACACGCCGGCUGAGCACUGGAAGAGAUAUUGCAAAUGGCAAGAUCAUCUCCACUGCAGCUCAGGAUGGUAACACCCGUAAGAGGCAGAGGGUGGCUCAAGUUGCGAAGAUGGAAAAAUAAGUAAAUGGACUUCUUUCGGUUUGGACUUUGCAAAACAGACCUUCUGGGUGAAUUUUGCAUUUGCCUUCCUGGUUUUAUUCUGCGUAGCAGCCGCUUUACAAAUCACACACCGAGGGCAGUUGGUUUGAGUCCCCUCUUCUCCACAGGCCUUUGGGCAAAUCACUUGUCAACACCAGCCCUCCAUUGAUAAAAUGGGAAUUGUGGCGGCCUACCUCGCAAGCAAUUGCAAUAAAGACUCUCAUGCACUUUGAACAUUAGAACUGCAACAUAUGCGUGGUAAGUCAUGACGCUCCUAUUUUGAGGGUGGGGAGAGGGCUGCCCUGAGACACUAAGCUCCAAGGAACUGUUCAUCCAACUCCCAGGGAGUGGGCUGGGUAUAUGCUAGUGGUGGGUGGGGGCAGAGGGAAGAGUGGGCAGGCCAACACAUUUGCCUCUUAACCCUGGGACAGUUGGGUACAUUCCAGCCAUGCCAAAGGCAGAGGUUUCUGGAUGCACCCACUUGCCCAUCCUUCAUCCAGGCAGCAAUAAUAAUAAUAAUAAUAAUACAACAGAUUUUAUUAUAUGGUCACAGAGCCAAUAACGGUUAAUAGUAAUAAUAAAACUGCUACUAGAACAAAAAUCAUGCUACCCCAAUAAAGCAUAAUAUAAUUUCUGAAAAGGUAUCCAAUUGGCCUAAUACAGCUUUAAAAAUUGACAUUGC
Molecule: messenger RNA, 9382 nt
Organism: Podarcis lilfordi (Lilford's wall lizard)
Lineage: Eukaryota; Metazoa; Chordata; Lepidosauria; Squamata; Lacertidae
Source: the annotation of a GenBank genome assembly